GGCAACGCGAGUUAAUAUUUAAUUAUCAAUCAAAACAAUAGUCCCAACAAAAUAAAGAAUUAAUUCUUCUUUCAGCCCAGAUUCUUUAAUUAUCGCGAAUUUAUUAAUCAAAUAAUCCUAAAAAACUCUUUGUCAUAAUUCUAAUAUGAAUGCAGAGUUUCAAUUUCUUGGACAUCAGCGUGGUUGGAUUUUGUUUCAUAUUCAAAAGUUUAUUCAUAGCCACAGAAGACAACUCCUUCGCCCCUGCGAUUUGAGCGAAAUAUAUGCAUUGUACAGCAGUCUUAGAUCGACGUAUCACCAUCCUAUCUACAACAGAUACAGUUUAUAUUGGGUAUUAGGAUACAUAAUUGAGCAAACGUACAAAUCAAAGAUUGAGGAUAGCGACUUCGUCCUCUUAUUACUACACUCCCUUUUAGAAAACGAUGGACACAUAGGAUUUCUUUUCACUUUAAGCGAAGAUUUGACAUCAAGUUUUCAAAGUAGUACUAUCCUCGGGUACUACUUGGAACAUGCUAACAGGAAGGCAGUACUUCUUGGCGAUGUUCGGAUACCAUGCGCCAAAGUAUUUGAUGACUACCACUGGAUAUAUCCCCUAGAGUUUGCCAUUCAGUUAAAAUCACCAGUGAUUCUGCAUGAGCUUCUUAGGUAUGGCGCCAUCUGGUCUCACGAAAGCUACAGAUCUUGUUUGCGUUCCAAGAACUUAAACCCAAACAUGUACAUUAGGGACAUUUGUCGAGAUCUACUUAGGCAGAUUGUCCACUCAUUUUCGCUUCAUAAUCCAGAACUGGAUCAUUUAUAUAAUCUGAAUAUUCACGAACGCUCUUCUUGCGAGAAGCUUAUUUCAUGCGGAACUUUGAUUCUAAGAGAUUCGGGACUGUACAGUAGCAAGAUGUUUCGCAGAAAGAAGAUUGGCGAAACGUACUUGGCAAAUUCGCAAAUGGUAUCUACACUAUUGGCGAAAUUGGGUACUGUUGCAUGGCCAAGUUUUUCAGAUCGCUUUAACCAACCAAUGACUCUCAAACACACUAGCAAACUCACAAUAAGAAGAAUUCUGAAUGGUAAUUGGCAUCUGCCGCAGGGUAUAUAUCAUCUCAGUUUACCUAGGUGCCUUGAAAAAUACUUAGAUUUAGUAGAAGAUUAACACGGUAACUUUAAU
Molecule: messenger RNA, 1156 nt
Organism: Parasteatoda tepidariorum (common house spider)
Lineage: Eukaryota; Metazoa; Arthropoda; Arachnida; Araneae; Theridiidae
Source: RefSeq, a predicted model, not a curated record